GACGUCGCCGAGAAGUGCAAGUCCCUGGGAAUCACCGCCCUGCACAUCAAGCUGCGUGCCACCGGUGGUAACCGCACCAAGACCCCAGGACCCGGUGCCCAGUCCGCCCUGCGCGCUCUGGCCCGUUCGUCGAUGAAGAUUGGCCGCAUCGAGGAUGUCACCCCGAUCCCAUCGGAUUCCACCCGCCGGAAGGGAGGUCGCCGCGGUCGUCGUCUGUAGGGCGCUUCUUCCUGUGGGCGUUUCGUUUGUUGUGGAGUUUCGCUACCGUCAACUGCUGCUGCCGCUGCAGGAUAAGAAUUCCAA
This is a messenger RNA of Aedes albopictus (Asian tiger mosquito), 303 nucleotides long. Its product is annotated as small ribosomal subunit protein uS11. Gene Ontology annotation, cellular component: cytosolic small ribosomal subunit; ribosome. Gene Ontology annotation, molecular function: structural constituent of ribosome. Lineage: Eukaryota; Metazoa; Arthropoda; Insecta; Diptera; Culicidae. Gene Ontology annotation, biological process: translation; ribosomal small subunit assembly. The record is from RefSeq and is a predicted model, not a curated record.